Drosophila melanogaster (fruit fly) is the source of this 2242-nucleotide messenger RNA. RefSeq lists its product as uncharacterized. The transcript has 2 exons. Gene Ontology annotation, cellular component: mitochondrial matrix. The coding region runs from base 450 to 2144 and encodes 564 amino acids. NCBI's taxonomy places the organism in Eukaryota, Metazoa, Arthropoda, Insecta, Diptera, Drosophilidae. The record is from RefSeq and is marked reviewed. Gene Ontology annotation, molecular function: poly(A)-specific ribonuclease activity; catalytic activity.
UGGCAGAAGCUCUCUCAAGAUCAGCUGUUUCUCAAUGCCGAGCAUGUGGUUGGUUUCGUUGUGAAUGCCAAAAACAACAGCUGAUCGCGCGGCGUGGCAGAGCGAAAAAGUAAAAAUCUCUCUUCGUUUUUAUCGAAAUCGGCGCAGUUUCGCCUAAUUUCUGCGGUGUUUUCGUGCAACACGACUGUUUGCCGAUUGUAAAUAGGUGUAAAACAACUUAAAUGUGAUUAAUUUUGCAACUAAAUCUGGACAAAUAAAACGGCGAAAAACAAGUCAACUAAGAGAAGUUCUCUUCUUCAACGCCGAUCUUCGCUCCAACAUUUGCAACAUUGAUGGGGUUUUUUUUGUUUAAAAACAUAGUUCGCAAUUCUGAUAAAUUAUUCGGAAAUAAAACUCCAACUAGAGUUUCGCUAUUGUCCAGAUUUUGUGGCACUUCCUUGGCUGGUAAAAUGGAGAAGGUUUAUUUGAGAAAUGCAAGUGAUACCAAAGAAUUGGACAUUGUGUUUCGCUUUGUGAAUGAGAAUUUGAAAAUAAACCGGGAAUUCAAUUUCCGUCGCCAGAUGAAUGAGCCCAUUGAUGCGAUAUUGGCCAGGAUUCAGAGUAAUAUUAUUGGCAGGCUUGCAAAGUCCUGCAAAAAAUCAAAAAUCAAACCGCCGGCAGAAAUCAAUGUUAAACUUCUGAGUGACAAAUAUGGUGAAAAAUUCAAUGAAUUAACAUUUGAGGAUCUAGUCGUCACCCAAGAUAUCAGCAAUGUAAAACUGCAGGUAUUAGAUACGGUCUACGAUUUGGUGUUCAAUCCACCGUGGAUUUCAUCCCUAAAAUUUUUGCCCUCAUGCAUAUUGGCAGGAUUUGUAAUAUACCCCACCAAUGUUCAGAUACAAUUCGGAGAACGUCAGUUCAGCAAAGCAGUUUGGUUCAAGGCCAAAAAGCCCACAGACACCGAUUGGGAGGUGUGCGGAGAAGGAUUUCAAUAUCUAGUGACUCCUGAGGAUAUUGGUUACCAUUUGAAGUUCGUGGUGACGCCGGGUAAUGCACUGGGAAUGACGGGUCCUGUGGUGGAGAAGAUAACCAACUCUGCAGUGCAGGAAUCUCCCGGGCGUUGUCCAUUCCAAGAUCGCCAAAGGCACACCACGAAUUCUUUGAGCGAAUCGAAUGAAAUUCGUGUGGUGUCUUACAAUUUGUUGGCCGAUUUAUAUGCCAGUAGUGACUAUGCCGGUAGCACUCUGUUCUCCUAUUGCCCGGCAAAGUAUCUGCAAAUAGACUAUAGGAAGCCACUGUUCAUCAACGAGAUCAUCGGUUAUAACUCCGAUAUUCUCUGUCUACAAGAAGUCGAUCAGCGAAUAUUUGAUUUUGAUUUAAAGGAAAUUCUAGAACAACCGCCGUAUAACUAUCACGGCAUAAUGGCCCCGAAAGGCAAAUGCGCUGAGGGAGUGGCAAUUUUCUUUCGGAACUCGCGCUUCGAUCUCUUGGAUUCUCAAAUCCUGCAUUUGGGGUCCAAUAUUCCCGCACUGCCCGUAUUUGAAAGCCUUUGGAAUAAGAUCAAAGUUAACGCACAAUUAGCAGAACGAAUCUGUGAACGGUCCACCACUCUGCAAACUUGUUUGCUUAGAAUAAAGGGUACCGAUAACUACGUUCUGGUGGCCAACACGCAUUUAUAUUUCCAUCCGGAUGCAGAUCACAUUCGCCUGCUGCAAAUGGGAUUUUCCAUGCUAUUCGUAGAGCAAUCUAUUAGCAAAGCUAUAAAGGACUUUAACAUAAGUAGCCACAAAAACAUUGGACUAAUAUUUUGUGGCGAUUUCAAUAGCGUUCCCGAGUGUGGAAUCUACAAGCUGAUGACGGAGCAGCUCGCCGAAAAAACACUGGAGGACUGGCAAAGUAAUGCCGAGCAGGCGGUUUCGAAUGUGGAACUCGCGCAGCCUUUCAAAAUGGCAUCAGCCUAUGGGGCACCGGAAUAUACCCACUACACCACCCUCUUUGCGGGUUGCUUGGACUAUGUGUUCUACCAAAACGAUCGCUUCGAAGUUCUAAAGGUGGUGCCACUGCCAACGGAGGAGGAGUUGAAAGCCAAUACUGCGAUACCAUCGGCUGUUUUUCCAUCCGAUCAUGUUGCUCUUGUAGCAGAUCUCAAAUUUAAGUCAGAUUGAUAAAUUUUUGGGCUUGCAUAUAAGAAAAAUUAAGAAUAUCUCGGGGAUUUCUCAGCAUAAAUAAAUGUAUACGUAUGCCAAAUACUAUGCUUAAAUGU